GGAACAUUAUUUGUGUCAUUCCAUAGACUGCUGAUUUAUUUCCUGCUCUUGUUGAACAUCGGUCUGUUCGGAUCACAGGAUCCCCUUUUCCGCCCUCUGUCCCACACACAAUCCCAAAAUUUCAUCCUCGAUCCAGUAGUCACUUUCUACUCAGACUUCAGUCUGGCCGGCACAACCAUUCCGGCUAAGGGGGAGGAGGACUUCCUCACGCUGGCCGCCUCCCGGCUCAGCCGCAAAAAACGCGUCAUCGGGGCUGGAGUUGGCGUGGCCAUGGUCCUGGUCCUGCUGGUGGCCAUCCCCCUAUUGGUCCACACCACCAAAGGGGGUGGGUCUGGAGGAGGGGGCACACAUUAUGAGAUGCUCGGGAGCUGCAAGAUGGUCUGUGACACUUUCACCCCCCCACAGGGAGAGCUUACUGUUGUCUCCCCUCAGCCCCCAGACUUCUCAAACCGCAGGGGAAAACAAGGGUUUAGAGGGAGCCCCGGACUUCCUGGUCCUCCAGGUCCUAAAGGGCCCCCUGGAGAGCCAGGCAAGCCUGGCCCAUCUGGUCCACCAGGGCCCGGACCCGGUGGCUACGGCCCCUCUUUCUACAGCCCCAAAAUUGCCUUCUACGCAGGCCUCCGGAAACAACACGAAGGGAGCGAAAUACUAAAGUUUGAUGAUGUGGUGACCAACGUAGGGAACUACUACGAGCCGAGUACAGGCAAGUUCACCUGCCCUCUGCCUGGCAUCUACUACUUCACCUACCAUGUCCUGAUGAGAGGUGGUGAUGGCACGAGCAUGUGGGCCGACCUGAAGAAGAACGGACAGGUGAGGGCCAGUGCAAUCGCUCAAGAUGCAGAUCAGAACUACGACUAUGCCUCUAACAGUGUCAUCCUUCAUCUGGACGUGGGCGACGAGGUGUGUGUACAGCUAGACGGCGGCAAAGUUCACGGGGGAAACACCAACAAAUACAGCACCUUCUCCGGCUUCCUCAUCUACCCUGACUGACAGUACACUUAUGUUUAUAUACUCUCUCUCUCUCUAUCUCUUUUCUGUAAUCAAGCAAAAAGUUUUCCUCUCCAUCCUGCAUCUUAACAUGUCACGAUUCCAUCAAGAAAUUUCAUUCACAACGCCUAACAUGAAAUAACCGGACCACAGUUCAUAAAUUGACUUUGAAGAGAGUUUGUGUAAAAAUGCAAAUGGUAUUGUACUAUAUAUAUAUAUAUAUAUAUAUAUAUAUACACAUACAUGUACUAUAUAUAUAUACUUCUGAAGCACAUGCUAGUGUAAUCUAUGCCACAUCCAGUAUGUGUUAGCAUGGCUAAAACACACACAAUUAACAUCUGUUUCACAUGCACAGAGGCGCACAAACACAAAGCGAAGUUGUUCCACUGAGAGUAAAUGGUCGUUUCAGUCACCGGUUUGAAAUCUACUGAAAUGAUCUCUGAAUGUAGACUGUAAAUUGAAGAGUGUGUAUUUGGCUGCAGCCUCUCACCUCCACUGUGAGAUGUUUUUUUAAAUGUGGCCCGUAGUAGACACCAAAUGAGAAAAGUCAUGAAUAUAUUGAUCGCAGCUGAUAAUACAGCCAACACCACAACCAUAAUCAGUGUGCUGUGUUCACGCCCGUGUGCAAGCAUUCAGUAUGUGUGCGUUUACUCCUCGGCUUGUGUCGAGGCUUUAAGAGUGUCGCGUUGCUGUCAUUUUGACUCGCACAGUCUGUGACUCCUGUUAAAGUAGGGGGGGUGUCAAGUUGUCGGUAACAGUCCCUUAACUCACACAUUAUACUGAUACUGAGGUUUAGCUGUGAGAUUUUCCCUGAGCCAGAGUCUCAUCAUGUCCCGCUAAUGAGCUGAGGCUUCGUCUGCAGCCUCACCUGUUUAGUCACACUCAAACUUGGCAUCUGCAGUGGGCACUGUAGUGAUUGUGACUUAAUUAUAAAUAAGUUCAAAUUAAGUUUGACAUUUCAGAAAUAUGGUCAGUUGCUUUCUUGCCAAGAGUUGGAUGAGUAGGUUGAUAAAACUUUCAUUUACUGCAACUGUAGCGGCUCAUCAGUCCUGAUUUUAGCCACUCGCUGGGACCUGCUUUAGCGCACUUCAAUGCAGGUAUUUGUGAACUUAUAUAGCGGUAAAAAAAACGUGCAAUCUCCCCAUCACCCAUACGUGAUCAGUGAUCAAAUGCAGCUGCCCUUAUAAAGACUUAGCCACUCCCUGUGCAAACACCUGACCUGAUAAUCAGGAUAAAUGAUCAGAAUGUCUCCUACAGCAACAUUUCUGCAUUAAAUGAUCUAAAAACGACAAGACUAAUGUUGUACAUUUUGUUGAGUAGUAUUAUAAAUAGGGAUGAGCUGAUACAAUAUUACCAGGUUCUCGGGUUUCCUCCCACAGUCCAUAAACAUGCAGAUUUGGGGAUUCUGUAAAUUGGACACUCUAAAUUGACCGUAGGUGUGACAGUGAGAGUGGAUGUCAGCAGCCACAUUUUAGCUGAGUCAUGUUGUUGGCUGUUUAUUUUUUCUUGUGGGAAAAUAAUAUCUGCUACACAAUUGGAUAAGUGUGUCUUUUAAAUAGUUUAAAAGGUGUAAAAUGACUGUAUUGGACUGAUAUCGGUAUCAGUAGAUACUCGAAAAGUUGGUAUUGUGCCAUCCCAAGUUAUUAAAUUAGCCAAAUUAUUUCCAACACUCCAUAGAGGAUUUUCUGGAUUUCUGUUUCAAGGUAAAUUUUUCUUGCAUUUUAAUGGUGCCAUCCACUUUACUCUCUCAGCUAUAACUCCCCUACAAAAAGAAAUGUACGGUACUGUUAGUUAGCCAGUGUGUUAUUGAUCACGACUGUUCUGCCGACAAAGCUCUACCACUAAAGGACAAACACUCAGGAGAACUAAACAGGACGACGGGAUAACAAUUCCCAUGAUCCCACGCUGCUUCCUGACUUCCUCAAAUUAGGUCUUUAGUUAUAGUUUUGAUUGUAUAGUGGCAGAAAUGAAAUCACUUGUGUUUAAAAGACGUGGUCAGAGUAUACAUAAUACAUCUGUGGGCAUCAUAAAGUGAGACGCUUUUAACACUGGGGUUAAUGACACACAUUUAAGUCCUUAGGUGACAGUGUUGUACAGUAUUUCAUAGCAUUGUACUAUAAAGGCCAUUAGGUAAUAUUUUAUAUUGGUGUUUGCAAGAAUAAAAAGGUUCACACCCAGACUCCUGACCUCUACACAGCUUAGUAAACAUUGCCAAAAGUCAACAUUAAUGUUGGAUUGACAAUAUAGAAAAGUCAUCACCUCAAUGUGAGAGAAGGGAUUUGCCAAAGUUAUUUCUCCUUCCGCUUCUAAGUGACUGUUCGAUACAAACACCGAAACCUUUUAUGGUUCGCUCAUGAACAGUUAUACCUCCUUUACACAAGAACGACUGGUUUUGUUAUAGGCAAGUGGAAUAAAAAAGCUUUAUUUACUGUCACUAUAAAAUGUAGCGUGAUAAUAGAGUGUCACUGUGGUCAGUGCAUUUGUGAAAACGUACGAUAAAAACAUUCUAUAAAAAAACAGCCACAAACAUCAACUGCCACAACACAAUACUGCCAUCUACCGAGGUAGUUACGACCCAGUGAAAUGAGUAAUGAAUAAAGAGAUGGAUAAAUUAUUUUCUAACAGUAUUGCACAUUUCAUUAAUUAUUUCCCUGGUCAGAAAGGUCAAAAUUAGUAUGCAGAAUAGUCUGAUGUUUGCUAGUGUGAAGGCACAGAGAAAGAAACUGGUCAUUACCAGCUAUAGCUUUGCCAAGCAAAUUAUUUGCAGAGCUAUGACUGGCUGUUUCCCUCUGUUAGGGUUGCCAACCAUUCUGUAAAAUAAGGAUUUGCUCCGUAUUGGAACGAUAAAACACGUGUUCUGUAUUGAACAGAUACGGAACGUUGUAAUGAAAAUUGCGCGGGAAAAUAAAAUCCUCCUCCUGCUGUCGAUGUGUCUGUUUCUCAUUACCAUCCAACUGAAAAUGCGCACUUUUAAUUGAUCGUCCGAUUCACUGUGAGUCCUGUGUGUCAUAGCAACGAGAUGUAAAGGUAAAAUGGCGACAGGAGGAUACUGCUCAGGUGAAAACAAAUAGGAUAUUGCAAAAAUAUAAUGAAAGUAUUACAUUGAUAUUUAAACUCAUAUUUGGUGGAUAGAAAGCUCCAUACAUAGACAAAAUAUUGUAAAACAUUGAGCCUGUUAAUAAAGCCUAUGUAAUGUGUAUAAUAUCAGGUAAAACUCUCUGCAAGAAAGUGACUAAACUAUUUCCCCAAAAAGCCAAUUUAUUCGUCUUAUUUUAUGGUGAAUGUAUCCACACAUGAAGACAGUGAUGUUAUAAUGUUGUAAGGUCUUACUGCCAUAUACCACACCUAUCGGUUUCUGUGCCUUACAAUUUAUUUUUUUAUUUUAUUUCUAAGCAUUAUUGAAUCUGGAGCACCAGUUAUGUCGGGGGGGUUGAUCUCUUGUGGUCUGCUAAUCAGGGAGAACAAAAAAAACCAAACAAAAUAAACAAAAAACUAAGAGAAAAAAAAAGAAAAAAAAAUCCAACCUAAAUGAAUCCCUGUGAUACGCAAAUGUUGUUCCUCACAUUGUCAUGAAAAUGCAGAUGCCAACUGAGAACACUGUCUGUAAAUGUUGUGUCUAAGUGGAGUUAACUCACUGCUGUAAAUAAAAAUGUGGACUCGACUGCUCAUUCUGUACGGUGGGUGGGAAACACCGAUGGGGAAUGAACAACUGAAGCAUGUCACUGUGUGUAAUUCCAAAUCUGCAUCCAGAAAAAAAUGAUGAUGAUGUAGCCAAAAUGAUUAUAUUACAUUUUUUUUGUUCAUGAUGUUUAGGUGGGCUGUAUGUGGAACUCAUUUUAACUUAUCUACUGUAGUUUUAGACGAGAGCUUCAUGUUUGCCCGAUACUAUACUUGUAUAAGUAUGUGACACAGACUUUGUUGUCCUGAGUGGCACAGAUCCAACCCUGAGGACUGAUAGCAUGAAUGUACCCUGAUGAGAUUUGGAUGUAAACGUUCUGAUUGACUUGUCAUUCUUGUGCUGUGAUUAAAAAGAAGAAAAAGAAAACCAAAACAUUCUGACAUUGUGUAUUGCAUACAAAGACUUUCCUGUUGAGUGGCUUUACAUGCUAUUACCUUUGUUUAUGUUAUCAUAAAUUCAAGGACACAGUGAGCAUGGGAAUCUGUUGUGUCCACUGCUCAGGGUGUGACUUUAUUGUACUGUGUAACUCGACGUAUAUUUAAGUUGCAUAGUGAGCACUGCAGCAGCCAACCAUCAGGUAAGCAUGUUAAACCCAUGGAAAUAAAUAAAACAACUUCAGAAAACCA
Molecule: messenger RNA, 5292 nt
Organism: Solea senegalensis (Senegalese sole)
Lineage: Eukaryota; Metazoa; Chordata; Actinopteri; Pleuronectiformes; Soleidae
Gene: c1ql4b
Product: complement component 1, q subcomponent-like 4b
Exons: 2
Coding region: 271-990 (239 amino acids)
Molecular function (GO): protein binding
Source: RefSeq, a predicted model, not a curated record